AUGCAGGCAUGUGUUUCAGAUGGAUUUGCUCUCAAACAAGUGAUGCAAAAGAUGAUCAAAUCUGCAACUGGGGAAAGAUGUAACGACUUGGAAGAGAUUGAACUAAAAGCAAAACUAGAAGCGAUUUUAAAUGGUAGGAAAGACUUGCUUAUUUUAGAUGAUGUUUGGAACGAAGACUCCCAGAAGUGGCUCUUGCUGAAGCCUAUAUUAUCAAAAGGUGCACUUGGAAGUAAGAUCAUAGUAACCACCAGAAGUAAACGUGUUGCACAGAUUAUGGGUUCUGCUGGCGCGCACGAGUUAAGUCUUCUUGAUCAAAAGGAUUGUCUGUCUUUGUUUUACAAGUGUGCAUUUAUGGAAAGGCAGAAGGAGCAACAUCCAAAUUUGGUAGAAAUUGGGAAAGAAAUAGUGGGAAAAUGCAAGCAAAUUCCUCUGGCAGUAAUCAACUUGGGAACUCAACUUUAUGGUAUAACUGAUGAAAGGGAGUGUAAAUUGGUAAGAGAUAGUGAGACCUGGGAAGAGAAGGAAGAUGGUAUUUUACCUGCUUUAAAAAUAAGCUAUCAACGACUCUAAAAUCACUUGAAAAGAUGCUUUCUUUAUUGAUCGAUCUUUCCAAAAGAUUAUAAGUUCACGGAUCCGUAUUGGUGCAGUUUUGGAUGGCACAAGGACUGGUUCAUCAAUCAUCACAUCCAAGUGAAAACUUGGAAGAUGUUGGGAUUCGCUAUGUGCGUGAGUUGAUCUCAAAAUGUUUCUUCCAAGAUGUUAACGAUUUGCUUUUUGUACUUAGCUUUAAAAUGCAUGAUUUAGUGCAUGAUCUUGCAUCA
This is a messenger RNA of Populus nigra (black poplar), 821 nucleotides long. Its product is annotated as putative disease resistance protein RGA3. Lineage: Eukaryota; Viridiplantae; Streptophyta; Magnoliopsida; Malpighiales; Salicaceae. The record is from RefSeq and is a predicted model, not a curated record. The transcript has a single exon. Gene Ontology annotation, molecular function: ADP binding. Gene Ontology annotation, biological process: defense response to other organism. The coding region runs from base 1 to 570 and encodes 189 amino acids.